This is a messenger RNA of Salvelinus fontinalis (brook trout), 5680 nucleotides long. RefSeq names its product microphthalmia-associated transcription factor-like. The coding region runs from base 78 to 1658 and encodes 526 amino acids. Lineage: Eukaryota; Metazoa; Chordata; Actinopteri; Salmoniformes; Salmonidae. Gene Ontology annotation, biological process: regulation of transcription by RNA polymerase II; melanocyte differentiation. Gene Ontology annotation, cellular component: nucleus. The transcript has 10 exons. The record is from RefSeq and is a predicted model, not a curated record. Gene Ontology annotation, molecular function: DNA-binding transcription factor activity, RNA polymerase II-specific; protein dimerization activity; RNA polymerase II cis-regulatory region sequence-specific DNA binding.
UGACAGUUUAUCAAAUUUGUUUAGGCUAUUUGUAUUUUAGCCAUUGUCGAUACGUGCGAAAGUUUCACGGGGAAAGAAUGCCGUCAGACUCAGGAAUGGUUCCAGAUAUUGAGGUCGACGAAGAUUUUCAGGACGAAUCCAAAACGUUUAACGAGUUGAAAAGCAAGCCCUUGAAAAACAGUGAUCCUCUGGACCAACAUGGGUUCCCCAAGCCCCCCCAGAGCCCCACAGUGCUCCCCACAGUGACGUCACGUGUCCUGCUCCACCAGCAGGUGAUGUGGGACCAGCUCCAGGAGCAGGACCAGCGGGAACAGAGGGAACAGAGUGAGAGGAACACCAGGCACCCCUCACACCAUCUCCUGCACCCCAGCAGCCCCCAGACCCCUCCCAUCAAUGUCACGCUGCCCUCCAACCUGCCCACUGUGACCCAUGUGCCCAUGGAAGUCCUCAAGGUACAGACACAUCUGGAGAACCCCACCAAGUACCACAUCCAGCAGGCCCAGAGGAAGCAGGUGAGGCAGUACCUGUCCACAACCCUUGGGGGUAAGCCUGGCAGCCAGGCCGGCAGCCUGCAGUGCCCCAGCCAGCCCCCGGAGCACGGGAUGCCCCCCGGCCCAGGCAGCAGUGCCCCCAACAGCCCCAUGGCCCUGCUGACCCUCAGCUCCAACUGCGAGAAGGAGAUGGAUGAUGUCAUUGAUGACAUUAUUAGCUUGGAAACAAGUUAUAAUGAGGAUAUUUUUGGACUUAUGGACCCAGGACUCCAGGUUACUAAUACACUCCCUGUAUCUGGUAACCUUCUGGACAUGUAUGGAAAUCAAGGGCUUCCCCCAAAUGGACUUGCCAUCAGUAACUCCUGCCCUGGUAGCUUAUCCAACAUCAAAAGGGAAUUCUCAGCUCCUGGCAUGAUGCACGUACUGGACAAUACUGGAUCCUAUGGCCAGUUUGACAACUACCAAAGGCCCGAGGGCUUUCCAGUUGCUGAGGUUCGAGCGAUGGCCAAGGAGAGACAAAAAAAGGACAACCACAACUUAAUUGAACGAAGGAGAAGGUUCAACAUCAACGAUCGAAUCAAAGAGCUUGGAACCCUGAUUCCUAAGUCUAAUGAUCCGGACAUGCGCUGGAAUAAGGGCACCAUUCUGAAGGCCUCAGUGGACUACAUCAGGAAGCUGCAGAGGGAGCAGCAGAGAGCUAAGGAGGUGGAGCUUAGACAGAGAAGGCUGGAGCAUGCCAACCGCCAUCUGAUGCUGCGCAUACAGGAGUUGGAGAUGCAGGCGCGGGCUCAUGGUCUUGCAAUUCUGCCGUCGUCUUCCCUCUGCUCCUCUGAGCUGAUAGCCCGAGCCAUCAAGCAGGAGCCCAUCUUAGGAGACUGUCCCUCAGACCUGUACCAGCAGCCAGGUCCUGACAUGUCCCCUCCCACCACACUGGACCUCAACAACGGUACCAUCCACUUUAACGACAGCCCUGUGGAUGCAGGUGACCCAGGGGCAUAUGGCUCCAGCAAAGCAUCCACUAAACUGAAGGACAUUUUAAUGGACAACACCUUGUCGCCCAUAUCAUCCAAUGACCCCCUUCUGUCCUCAGCUUCCCCAGACACCUCCAACAGCAGCAGCAGGCGUAGCAGCAGCUCAAGCAUGGAGGAAAAUGAUCAUGGUUGUUAGCACUGCCCACAAGCUUAAAUCACACUGACAUUUUAUAAAGUAGCAUUGUUAUUACUGGAGCCAACGCUAGGUGCUGCUAUGGCCUAUUCCUUGAGAUGCUUCCCUGCUAGCAUCCAAAGCUGUCCUCCAUACUCAGUGGAUAAAGACAGUGGGAUUUUCCCUCCCAUUGUGUUCAGAAGUUUUGUCUUUUGUUUUUGUUUGUUUUACAAUAUUGUGUCUCUUUCUGGAAUCAAAUCUGGCUGUUCAGAUUAGGCUACUCUACCUAAAGUGACUGCUGAGAUUUCAAUGUACUGUAGCGUUCACUUUUCAUGUGUGAAUUAUUUGACAGGAAGUGCACAAUAACAUGGCAAGAAGGUAUUAUAUGUGUAAUAUUUUGAUAUUUUUUUCAUAUCAUGACCAUUUGUUGAAUUAGUUUAAAACAUUUGUUUUGUGAGAUAUCAUAGAGCAAUAUAUAUUUAGUUGAAUACUUAAAUUAGCUGAUAAUAAAAUUUCACCAAGAUUUUAAGAUGAGAUAAGACACAUUUUUACCCUUAAAUUUAGAAGCAAUGGUUUGAAACCUACAAUAUUGUUUGCGACUAGAAACAACUUUCAGGAACAAUGAAUACAAUUUGAAUGAAUACAACCUGUUAAUGAAUUUAGUUUACGACAUGGUGAUAUCUAAAGUGAAGAUAUUUGUACAAAACAACACUGUAAAUAUACAUAUUUUGUGAUUUCAUUUUUUGAAGUAGGCCUUUAAGUAUUAAAUUGAAAGUGAAUUCAUUUCAUUUUUAUUCCCUUGGCUAUCUCAACCAUAUCAUUUAGAUCGUUGCUCUUACCCCAUACAAAGUUGUAAUGCACAUGAAGAUAAUAUUUUGUCCAGGUCAAACCAAUGACACAUAUUUAGCUCAGAAGGAGCACCUGCGACCAUUGUUUUUGAAUGUCAAACUGCUGAAUUACUAUCCUUAAUAUAACUUUAUGAUGACUAAUAUCAAUUCCUAAUAUAACUUUCCAUAAGACCACUACAUGGUCCUCUGUAAGUAUUUCGUAUUUUAUUAGGAUCCCUAUUAGCCACUACUAAAGCGGCAACUACUCUUCCUGGGAUCCACACAAAACAUGACAUAAUAAUUUUUUUAUUUUAUACAUAACAUAGGCUGACACUUUUUGCUAAACUCCGCUGACGAGAAUAUAGCAACCUUGUUUUGCUAAACUCCCCUGACGUGAAUAAAGCACCUCAGCUAACCUGUUUCGUCCUUAACGGGUUAGCCGAGAUAUUGUGUAACGCCUUACAGUACCACCCAUGAAGGGUUAGCUGAGCUAUUGUGCCAGUCUUUGGACCUGCUCAUGAACAAGGUUCCUGUGAAUCAGAUGGAGUUGUUCGACUCCUACUCAUAUAGAAAUUAACCAGGAUCAGAAGGAGUUGUUAGGCUCCUACUUAUAUCAAAUUAACCAUGAUCAGAUGGGAGUUUUAACUAAGGUCCUUGGAUUCUGCUGUGGCUUUCACCCCAGCCACCGUGAUCAGAAUUAACAGACGUGAUCUCAGCAACCUUGAAUCGUGUAGUUUCCUCCCUCUAAAGUAUCAACUUGAUGGUUUCCAACUUAGCAACUUGUCUAACAUUUCCCCCUUCAUUCCCCCACAUCACAUUCAUACUCAGCAGCGUCCACCAGUACACACUUUGUACACUUAAACCCAACAUUCCAUACAUCAAUAAUACUUUGCUCUACUGAGGCAGGCCCUGAUAACCUAAUGUCACUGCACCAAUGUUCUUUAAACAACCUGAGAGAUUCUCACAACCUCAGUCAGUGAGCUGAGCAGAGUAUCAUAUCAUGCAGAGCAUGACCGAAGUCCUUAAUCUACUGGCUUUGUUUACAUUCUUUAAGCAGGACCUGAUAUCCUAAUGCCAAGGGCACAUCUUAUCUUUAACCCAAACACCAGAUGUGCUCAGGAGGGAGAUGCUACAAGCUAUUUAGGUCAGAGGUGUUGUGCUGUGAUUCAUUGUAAAAGAUAGCCCUUUAGUAAAUACUGUAGGUAAUGUAAUCCAACACGUCAUAUUUAAUUUAGUUUUAGUCAUUUCUAUGUCUAUUAAGAUAGUUCCCCCCAUUAAAAUAAUUAUAAUAAAUAAAUACUUUUUUCAUCCGAAAUCUGGCUUGCCUACUACUUACGUAAGGUGCUUUCAAGACAACUGGAACUUGGGGAAAAAACAAGGUCAAAUCAUGUCGUCAGUGACCUUCAUGUCGGAAAGUAGGAGCUCUAGAAAGAUGCCCUCAAGAAAGAUUUUUCCCAGUCGGAGCUCGUUUUUUUUGCGAGUUCCCAGUUGUCUUGAACGCACUGAAGUCGGAAGCCUGAGAUUUCUGAGUUCCGAUGACCAGUUGUUUUGAACGAGGCAUUAGGACAAAAAGGCUUCUCAACAGUUUUUACCCCCCAAGCCAUAAGACUUCUAAACAGGUAACCAAUGGUUACCCGGACUAUUUACAUUGUGUGCCCCCACCCCCCAACCCCUCUUUUACGCUGCUGAUACUCUCUGUUUAUCUUAUAUGCAUAGUCACUUUAACCUUACAUCCAUAUACAUACUACCUCAAUUGGCCCGACCAACCAGUGCUCUCGCACAUUGGCUAACUGGGCUAUCUGCAUUGUGCCUCUCCCGCCAACCUCCCGCCAACCCCUCCUUUUACGCUACUGCUACUCUCUGUUCAACAUAUAUGCAUAGUCACUUUAACCAUACCUACAUGUACAUACUACGUCAAUAAGCCUGACUAACCGGUGUCUGUAUAUAGCCUUGCUACUCUUAUUUUCAAAUGAAUUUUUACUGUUGUUUUAUUUCUUUACUUACCUAAACACACACACACACACACACACACACACACCUUUUUUUCGCACUAUUGGUUAGAGCCUGUAAGUAAGCAUUUCACUGUAAGGUCUACACCUGUUGUAUUCGGCGCGCGUGACAAAUAUACUUUGAUUUGAUUUGAUUUAACUGCAUAAUGUGUGCUAAUUGUACUAUGUACUACAGUUGAAGUCGGAGGUUUACAUACACCUAAGCCAAAUACAUUUAAACUCAGUUUUUCACAAUUCCUGACAUUUAAUCCUAGUAAAAAUUCCCUGUCUUAGCUCAGUUAGGAUCACCACUUUAUUUUAAGAAUGUGAAAUGUCAGAAUAAUAGUAGAGAGAAUUAUUUAUUUCAGCUUUUAUUUCUUUCAUCACAUUCCCAGCGAGUCAGAAGUUUACAUACACUCAAGUAGUAUUUGGUAGCAUUGCCUUUAAAUUGUUCAACUUGGGUCAAACGUUUCAGGUACCCUUCCACAAGCUUCCCACAAUAAGUUGGGUGAAUUUUGGCCCAUUCCUCCUGACAGAGCUGGUGUAACUGAGUCAGGUUUGUAGGCCUCCUUGCUUGCACACGCUUUUUCAGUUCUGCCAACAAAUUUCCUAUAGGAUUAAGGUCAGGGCUUUGUGAUGGCCACUCCAAUACCUUGACUUUGUUGUCCUUAAGCCAUUUUGCCACAACUUUGGAAGAAUGCUUGGGGUCAUUGUCCAUUUGAAAGACCCAUUUGCGACCAAGUUUUAACUUCCUGACGGAUGUCUUGAGAUGUUGCUUCAAUAUAUCCACAUAAUUUUCCUGCCUCAUGAUGCCAUCUAUUUUGUGAAGUGCACCAGGUCUUGGCUGAUUUCUUUUGAUUUUCCCAUGUAAAGCAAAGAGGCACUGAGUUUGAAGGUAGGCCUUGAAAUACAUCCACAGGUACACCUUCAAUUGACUCAAAUUAUGUCAAUUAGUCUAUCAGAAGCUUAUAAAGCCAUGAAUUUCAGGAAUUUUCCAAGCUGUUUAAAGGCACAGUCAACUUAGUGUAUGUAAACUUCUGACCCACUGGAUUUGUCAUACAGUGAUUUAUAAGUGAAAUAAUCUGUCUGUAAACAAUUGUUGGGAAAAUUAUUUGUGUCAUACACAAAGUAGAUGUCCUAACUGACUUGCCAAAACUAUGGUUUGUUAACAAGAAAUUUGUGGAGUGGUUGAAAAACGAGUUUUAAUGACUCCAAUCUAAGUGUAUGUAAA